Messenger RNA from Neltuma alba, 2409 nucleotides. RefSeq lists its product as uncharacterized. Lineage: Eukaryota; Viridiplantae; Streptophyta; Magnoliopsida; Fabales; Fabaceae. The transcript is spliced from 9 exons. The record is from RefSeq and is a predicted model, not a curated record. The coding region runs from base 37 to 2250 and encodes 737 amino acids.
UUGCUCUUCCGUCGUAAGCCAUGUGGGCUUGAGGCAAUGAGAGGCUUAACUAUUUCGAAGAACAAGAAAAUAUCAAAAAUUCGAAAGCGGGAAAGCAGUAUAGAAUGUCGAUCAUUUGUUGAGUCUGACCAAUUGAUUUUGAUGAUGGAGAUCCAAAUGAAGGUCUUAGCUUUCAGGGACAUCGUGGACCUAGAUCCUUGUAAUAAUUCUAGUCCCUUACGUGAGAUGAUUGUCAAAACCCUAGAAGAUCUACAAAGGCUGUACCCUGCCAUCGUUCUAAGAUAUCAAGUGUCAGACAUCAAGGGAAAGUCAAUAGAUAAGGUUCUAGCCUUCUUCCGCAAAGCUUUGAAGUCUAUUGGAGAGUCUUGGAUUAUGAAUAAUGAUUGGAUGAAAAAUGUCAAUUUUGAGCUGCCACCGUGUAAGGAGAAGGGCAAUAUUAAAGAACUUGGUAUGUUUCUAGGUAAAAGUGUGUUGGUCAUAUUGGAUUGGUUGAUACAGCUGGCAUGUGUAAAGUUUGAAAUGGUAGAGGUGGGGAAGGAGGAGGAACACGAGUCAAGCCCACGAGGCAGCUCGUUUGGGAAGUCGACAAUGGAAUCACCAUGUUCGUAUACCUUCUCAGAUAGUAGCUUCUCUUGUAGCUCUUCUCCUGUCACUCCAAAAUCUGUUCUUCCCUCUAGCGGCCCAACUAUCUCCCCUCUCUGGUCUCUUAGAGUUCAAGCAUUGGGAAAGUUGAAGCCUAUUCACUUGAAGCACUUGUCUCUCCCCAUUGGCAACAAGACAGAAGAGGAAGUAGAUGAUAUGUGCAGUAGUUCUGCAGAUGAUGCACUAGAAGAUCUUGUUUUUGACCUGGACACGAAUGAUAAAGCGGCCCACACACCUUCUCUCUUGCAGCAUUUUCAAGUGCCUAAAUUGUCUCCUCCACCUCCACCUCCAUCCCCACCUCCAACUCCUCCACCACCUCGCUCUCCAUCUUCACCUAUUCAAGUGCCUAAGUUGUCUCUAUCUCCACCUCUACUGCCUCUCUCUCCAUCUUCACCUUUAGCAUCCUCACCUCCACCGCCACCACCAUCGCCGCCGCCACCACGGGCAAUAUUGCAUCCAAAUGUGGUUGUCACAGUCCCUCCACCACCACCGCCUCCUCUUCCAUCAAUGCCUAAAAAGGUAGUAGCUCUUGAUCAGUCGCGACUACCAUCACGAUCACCACCACCACCACUAGUUGUACAAUCUAAAAAAGAAGUGGUUCUUGCUCCACGUUCAUUGCCUUGUGCUAUAAAUGCGUCUUCGCCACCACCGCCACCGGUACAGUUGAAGGCUGGACUAGGUGCAGUGCCUCCUCCUUCAAUGCCAAGGGGAAGUGGCGUGGGUCCUCCACCACCACCCCCUCUUGGAGCAGGGAAAAGCCUACGUCCCAAAGUAACUACAAAAUUGAAAAGGUCAGCACACUUGGGUCAUCUGUAUCGAAAUCUCAAGGGCAAAUUGGAAGGAUCUAACUUGAAUGGAAAAUCUGGUGGGGGAAGAAAGAAUUCUAUUGGAGGUAGAGGAAGCGCCGGAGGUAAACAAGGAAUGGCUGAUGCUCUUGCAGAGAUGACUAAAAGAUCAUCAUACUUCCAACAAAUAGAAGAAGAUGUUCAAAAUUAUGCCAAAGAUAUUACAAGACUGGGUCCUUCCAUUACUAAUUUCAAGACAAAGGAUAUGACCGAACUGAUCAAGUUCCAUAGAGAGGUUGAAUAUGUUCUUGAGAAAUUAACUGAUGAAUCUCAGGUGCUAUCGCGGUUUGAAAGUUUUCCUACUAGGAAGUUGGAAGCUAUAAGAAUGGCAGCAGCACUCUACAAUAAGUUGAAUUUAAUACAAAUCGAGCUUCAAAAUUGGAAUGUAGUGCCUCCUCUGUUUCAGCUCUUGGACAAGGUUGAACGUUAUUUCAACAAGAUCAAGAAGGAAAUAGAUGCCUUAGAGCGAACAAAAGAUGAAGAGUCCAAGAAAUUCAAGAGUCAGAACAUCGAAUUUGAUUUCCACGUCAUCGUCAAAAUCAAGGAGUCCAUGGUGGACCUUUCCUCUAAUUGCAUGAUGUUAGCACUUAAGGAGGGACGCGAAGUUGCAUCACCAAACGGUGAGGUAUAUGUCAAAGUACUUUGGCGGGCAUUUGAAUUUGCCUUCAAGGUUUACACAUUUGCUGGUGGACAUGAUGAACGAGCGGACAGGCUAACAAGAGAACUAGCUGAAGCAAUAGAAGCUGCCCACCUAUCGCAAUAACAAAUUAAUUAAAGCCCAUUUUGUGAUGUGGACAAAUAUGUGUGUAUAUAUAUAUCGCACUCUUAUAUUUGGAUUAAAUUAAAUAUAAACAUGCAUGGUGAGGUUCUUGUUACAUGCCCACCACAAACAUAUUUUGUCCCUUCUUAAUUUUAAAGCCAU